GCAGGGCACUCCGCGGCGCAAAGCCCCGUCCGAGACGCGCAAAAAAGAAAACUUUCUCGCUCAAAACACGGAAUGAGAGUGGCGAUAAGUCUAAGCGUCGAGGGUCAGACUCGAAAAGUCGAUCAUCACUGAUCCACAACAACAACAAUAACAACAGCAACAACAACAACACGAAGAGUCCACUUCGAGUUAACGGAGAGAAGUCAGAAGUCUAUGCAUUCGUCGCUUCUUCUGAUUUCCAGUGCGCGAAGGCGACGGACGCGCGCUCUGCUCAUCAGGGACUCUAUGCGCGAGCGCGGACGACUGUGCGUGUGAAAGUGGGAAAAAAAAAGCGGAUUACAAAGUGCACCGAAAAAGAAGCUCGUUCUCCGGCGCUUGGCCAUGGCGUACCCUCAGGGCUACUUGUAUCAACCGUCCGCCUCUUUGGCGCUCUACUCGUGCCCAGCGUACAGUACGAGCGUGAUCUCGGGCCCGCGCACCGAAGAGCUCGGUAGAUCGUCUUCAGGCUCGGCAUUCGCACCCUACGCCGGAUCCACGGCGUUCAGCAGCGCCUCAGCUGCCUACAGCUCGCAUUUGCCGUACGGAGCGGACGCCGCAGCCGCCGCCGCCACUUUCACCUCCUACGUGAGUUCCCCCUAUGAUCACACGUCAGGCAUGGCUGGCUCUAUCGGCUAUCACCCGUACGCAGCACCACUGGGUUCAUACCCGUACGGUGACCCUGCGUACCGUAAGAACGCGACCCGGGACGCCACCGCGACUCUGAAGGCCUGGCUCAACGAGCACCGCAAGAACCCGUAUCCCACCAAGGGCGAAAAGAUCAUGCUGGCCAUCAUUACCAAGAUGACCCUUACCCAGGUGUCCACCUGGUUCGCCAACGCCCGGAGGAGACUGAAGAAGGAGAACAAGAUGACCUGGACGCCGCGCAACAGGAGCGAGGACGAGGAGGAGGACGAAAACAUCGACCUGGAGAAAAAUGACGACGACGAGCCUAACAAGCCUAUUGACAAGGGAGACUCGACAGAUACGGAGACAGAUCCCAAAAUCCUGCACGUGGGUGAGGCGCCAUGCGACAGAUUUCACGAUGACCACCACGGCAAAGACUCGGACCCUUUGCUCAGCGACUCGGACUUGAAGGAGGCGGACGAGCGCGCGGACGCACUCGUGGACCCCUCAAAAGCCACCACGUCGUCGCCGUCGCUUGUGCAGCGGGCCCACGAGCUUGGCGUGCACGACAGGCCGCCGGAAGUUGGACACGGUGCCUCCGCAGUCAAUCACAGCAACGCCACGUCCGUUAUCCAUUCUCCUCCGUCAGCGCCUAAACCUAAACUGUGGUCUCUGGCGGAAAUAGCAACGUCCUCGGACAGGUGCAGAGGAGGAGGCGGCGACGCAGGGGGCACAGCUCAGAGCGCUCUACCGGCAGCUAGCGCCGCGUCUCCGAGCCGGACCUCGACGCAAUGCGCGCUCCCGAGCGGCGCCGUGCUCUCCCGGCCUCUCUACUACACGUCGCCGUUUUAUGCGGGCUACACGAACUACGGCUCUUUCGGCCACCUGCACGGCAGCCACGGCUCCGUCACGAGCUCGGCAGCGACGCACUUCAACGGAAUAAGUCCGAGCGUUUUGAACCGAGCCGAGGCUCUUGCCCGAGAAAGCAAAGCAAGAAGCCAAGCGCAGGUAGACCUGUGCAAAGACUCCCCUUAUGAACUCAAGAAAGGUAUGUCCAACAUUUAAUACCGGAAUUCAUCUCCGCGCUCAUGGACUAUUAUUUAUUAUUUGUGGUUGCAUAUAAAAGAAGACGACGAAGAAGAGAGAGAGAGAGAGAGAGAGAGAAAGAGAGAAAAAAUAAUAUUAAUGAUAAAGGGAUUUCGGACAGUUAUUUUCUGAGUAAAUGCUUAUCUUCAAAUCUUAGUUUCUGAAUGGUUAAUCAAGAUGUAACAUCUAAGAAUUGUCUUAAAACGCUGCAGCCGCCUAAGUCUAUUUGUAU
Molecule: messenger RNA, 1981 nt
Organism: Hemibagrus wyckioides
Lineage: Eukaryota; Metazoa; Chordata; Actinopteri; Siluriformes; Bagridae
Gene: irx5a
Product: iroquois homeobox 5a
Exons: 3
Coding region: 382-1728 (448 amino acids)
Biological process (GO): cell development; regulation of transcription by RNA polymerase II; neuron differentiation
Cellular component (GO): nucleus
Molecular function (GO): DNA-binding transcription factor activity, RNA polymerase II-specific; RNA polymerase II cis-regulatory region sequence-specific DNA binding
Source: RefSeq, a predicted model, not a curated record